UCUCGUGUGUGGGACAGCAACUGGUCUUCUCUCUCCUCCCGGGCAAGCCUUAAAGGUACCAUCAUGGCAGACACUGAGGAAGUUGUGGAGGAAUACGAGGAAGAAGAAGUUGAGGAGGAAUAUGAGGAAGAAGUUGAGGAGGAGGAAGAGGACAAAGGGUCCAAACCCCAGCACAAGACGGCGUACGUGCCCAACAUGGCUCCCCCAAAGCUCCCUGGUGGCGACAAGGUGGAUUUUGAUGACCUGCACCGCAAGAGGCUGGAGAAGGACUACGGUGACCUCCAGGGCCUCAUAGCGCAGCACUUUUCCAGCCGUCAGAAGGAAGAGGAGGACCUAGUCGCCCUGCGUAACCGCAUCGAAGGCCGCCGGGCCGACAGGGCCGAGCAACAGCGCAUCCGGGCGGACAAGGAGCGCGAGCGGCAGGCGCGGCUGGCCGAGGAGAAGGCCAAGCGCGAGGAGGAGGCAGCCAAGAGGGCCGAGGAGGAGGCCAAGAAGAAGAAGACCUUCUCCAACAAGUCGUUCGGGGGUUACAUGCAAAAGGCGGACCAGAAGCAGGGCAAGAAGCUGACGGCGCGGGAGGAGAAGAAGAAGGCCCUGUUGGAGCGCAAGAAGCCCCUCAACAUCGACCACCUGAACCAGGACAAGCUGGCGGAGAAGGCGCAGGACCUCUGGCAGUCGCUCCACCUGCUGCACGCCGAGAAGUUCGAUUUGGCCGAGAAGCUCAAGAUCCAGAAGUACGACAUCCACGUGCUCCGAAACCGAGUCAGCGACCAUCAGAAGUUCUCCAAGUCCCGCGGAGGCAGAGGCAAGACCGGCUCCAGGAAGUGAAGGCCGGGAUCCGUGUAAACCGGAGAUCCACGCCCCUCGCGCCCGGACUGUUUGCUGUCAGUUUUCAACUAGAGAAGUCGUGAAAUCCAUCCCAGGAACUGUGUGCAGACUGAGAGGAGCCUCUCUGAAGUCUCAGGGGACCCAAGUGUACCGACAGAAACAACUCGGUGCAGGAGUCACAGCAGUAACUGUUUUGUGUGCCAUUUUUGCUCUUUGCUAAUAUUUUCACUUGUGAAACACAUCCUGAACAACAUGCAUGUUCAGAAACCUUUUUCCCAACGAGAUAUUCAUUUCCUUUCUAUUCUCAAUAAAUGUUUGUUUCCAGGUAACAAAACCUGUGUAAUUGACGGAUACUUCCAGGUGUCUCAGAAAGCCCGUGUUUGUUAUAUUUAUGUAAUCUUGACUGCUCUGCCCCCUGCACUAAAACCUCCUGUAACUUGCCCCUGAGCGGGGGUUGUUGGCAGGGUCACGUCAGCACCCCUUAAGCCAAACAGGUGCUGCACAGCUGAUUCUUCUUUCUUUCACAAGGCUAAUUUAGGCUCCAUCAGGGCCAGGGGGACUUAUUGAUUUAUUUUGGGAAACAAGAAGAGAGUCAAACAUAAAGAGGGGUAUAAACUUAAAUGUUUUUAGGAAAAGCGUUCAUGAUAAAACUUUUUUUUUAAUGUCUGAAACAACUGUGACGCUUUGCUUGUCUGAAUAAUCUAAAUGGGCUAUUAUAUAAUCUGAAGUGACUCAUGAAGCAUACGAGGCGAUGUUAAGAGAAUUUAUAAUUGUGUCUACCCAACAACAAGACAAAUAUAUAAUCAUUCAUUGUAGCUCACAAAACAAAGCAACAUUUGCUAUUUCACCUUGUAAUUUUUGCUUUUAUACAUCAAAUCAUGGACUGAAGAUAAGAAUCCCAAAAGUUUAUUUAAAACAAACUUUACAUCAAAGUGUUUUUUU
Molecule: messenger RNA, 1770 nt
Organism: Cololabis saira (Pacific saury)
Lineage: Eukaryota; Metazoa; Chordata; Actinopteri; Beloniformes; Belonidae
Gene: tnnt2c
Product: troponin T2c, cardiac
Exons: 1
Coding region: 64-828 (254 amino acids)
Biological process (GO): sarcomere organization; cardiac muscle contraction; regulation of muscle contraction
Cellular component (GO): troponin complex
Molecular function (GO): troponin I binding; tropomyosin binding; troponin C binding
Source: RefSeq, a predicted model, not a curated record